UACAACUCUCGCAAUGUCUCAUUACGGAGGACAGCAGAAGGCACAUAAAUAUCGAAAAGUGAUUAAAACUGGAACUACAGUACCUAUGCAUUAAAUGGUUUUAACACACACAUUCCAGCCAGUCAGAAUUGAGUUUUCAAAUAGACCAUGGUAUAACAUUAGUAAUUUGUUAACAUAAAUAGCAACUGACAUUCCAGCUGUGUAAUGUAGGUCAGUUGUAUUUGGAACACUCAAACACUCACAGUUGCCUUUGAUUGGAUGUGCUGCCAUGAACUCUUGAUCCUCCUAGUGUCAAAUGGCUUCUAUUUGCUUGGUAAGCCAUUCAAUUCUGAUGCAAGCAGUGUAUAAUCAGCACUCACUAGAGGAGCUCACUGGGUAAACAUGCGUGUGCUUCUGGAUACAGUUGAGAGCAGCUGGAUACAGUUUGGCCCGGCGGGACGGGACUCUUAUGAUUGGGUUGCAGGCACAUCCGCACCACCAUUAACAGACAACCAUCUCCAGGGUGACUGGAGCGAGCUGACUUCAAACAAGGUCAAAGAGAGAAUGGAGAUAACGCUUUACGUUGUCAUAUUAGCGGGCUCGCUGCUCUUUCUCACUGUCAUGGCCUUCCUCGUUUACAAAGGAUGUUCCAAGAUCAAGAAAAACACGAGCAGUGUCAUACAGCUGGAUUUUCAGGAUGCUGACAGCAGUGCAGAGUUUCUGUCCUCCCUGGAGGAGCAGGAGGCCAGUGAGGAAGGCAGUGAUGGGCUUUUACUGAUGGUGUAUCUGCCAGCCCCCUAUGAGAAGACCCUAACGAGGAUAGCACGCGCCGCCAGCAUCUCCAGCACCCGUAAUGAUGCAGAGAUUGUGGAAUUAGAUGAGAACUCAGCUGAUCAAAAGUGAUAA
Molecule: messenger RNA, 885 nt
Organism: Myxocyprinus asiaticus (Chinese sucker)
Lineage: Eukaryota; Metazoa; Chordata; Actinopteri; Cypriniformes; Catostomidae
Product: small integral membrane protein 28-like
Exons: 2
Coding region: 382-882 (166 amino acids)
Source: RefSeq, a predicted model, not a curated record